GAGCGGUGGUGGAGGGACUCGCAGGCACAGAGUCCCGAAGUGGAAGGUGCUGUCGCUCCGCAAUGGACGCCAUUGCCUGGGGCGCGUUGCCCGCAUCGAUCUUGCCCUUUUAGCAACUCUCGUCCAAUCGAUCCAGAUACCAACCCAUGCAGUGAGAUUCUAGCUCGCCUCCACAGGACUUGUAUGCGACGCUAUCUCUAUCUGCUGUCCUGGAUCUGUGGCACACUGUCGACUUCCAUAACUCGGGCGAGGAGCGAGACAAUCGCUCGACGUCCAAAUUUGACUACUGUGAAAGCGGUUCCUUAG
Molecule: messenger RNA, 306 nt
Organism: Rasamsonia emersonii CBS 393.64
Lineage: Eukaryota; Fungi; Ascomycota; Eurotiomycetes; Eurotiales; Trichocomaceae
Exons: 1
Source: RefSeq, a predicted model, not a curated record